Messenger RNA from Fomitiporia mediterranea MF3/22, 441 nucleotides. RefSeq lists its product as uncharacterized. Gene Ontology annotation, biological process: regulation of transcription by RNA polymerase II. The record is from RefSeq and is a predicted model, not a curated record. The transcript has 3 exons. NCBI's taxonomy places the organism in Eukaryota, Fungi, Basidiomycota, Agaricomycetes, Hymenochaetales, Hymenochaetaceae. The annotation marks the transcript as partial. Gene Ontology annotation, cellular component: mediator complex. Gene Ontology annotation, molecular function: transcription coregulator activity.
GCCCAAUCUCCCCUCCCAACAGGCAUCCAAGGCGACCUCGAGCUUGAACUCAUAGGCCUCGCGAACGCAUUAUACAACCUCGGCACAACAGUUGUCAAUGACCUCACCAAAGAACGCGAUAGACUCCAGCAGAACGCUAAACCUGGCGAACCUCCCCCUCCUCCACCUGUGAAACCCGUUGGUCAACGAGUUAAUGAUGUGGUUGGGCAUUUGGCUGGUAUUGAGAAUAUGGCGGAGAGGUUGGAUACUAUGAUCCCUAUGCAGAUCCUUCAAGAGAUUGACAACGCUCGCAACCCUAUGUUCUUAACCAAAGACAGGAUCGAACGCGCAGCGACAGAAAAUCAAUUCAUGAAUGGCAAAAUCAAAGCUAUCGAGUCAUACCGUUCACUACUCAACAACGCCCUCUCAGAACACUUCCCCGAAAUAACCCCUUACCUCGAA